Messenger RNA from Odobenus rosmarus divergens (Pacific walrus), 655 nucleotides. Its product is annotated as 28S ribosomal protein S36, mitochondrial-like. The record is from RefSeq and is a predicted model, not a curated record. Lineage: Eukaryota; Metazoa; Chordata; Mammalia; Carnivora; Odobenidae. The coding region runs from base 1 to 396 and encodes 131 amino acids. The transcript has 2 exons.
AUGGUAUCAUCUUGCAAAACUUUAAUACAAUAUCACAACCAGGAUAUUGACAUCGGCACACAUCAUUGCCUCAAAAUUCAACCCAAGGAUGGCAGCAAGAUGGCGUCUGCCAGCAGGGUCGUUCAGGUAGUCAAGCCACAUACUCCAUUAAUAAGAUUCCCUGACAAAAGAGACAAUCCUAAACCUAACUUUUCAGAAGUUUUGAGAUCAGCAGGACUACCGUCUUACUCUUCUUCAAUUUCACGGCAUUCUAAGGGAAGUAAAUCCCCAGAUUUGCUGAUGCAUCAGGGUCCACCAGACACUGCAGAAAUAAUAAAAACGUUACCUCAGAAAUACAGAAGGAAACUUGUAUCUCAAGAAGAAACUGAAUUUAUCCAACGUGGAGGUCCAGAAUAAUCACUGACAGUGUGGUUGCUAUUUGUCAUCAGACAAAAGACUAGUCUUUACAAUAAAGGACUUCCAAAAUGGCACAUGAGAAAUUAUAUAGUAAACAACUUGAAUAAAUACUCUACAAAAAAAAAAGAAAGAAAUCUAGAAAAUUUAGAUGGACAAUUGUAUCUCCUAAUAUAUGUAUCUUGGUCAGCUUCUCCAUAAGCUUACCUAAUUGUUUAUAUGUUUAUAUGCUUAUUGAAGUAUACAUUUUUAAAUGUUAAAA